Molecule: messenger RNA, 2029 nt
Organism: Oldenlandia corymbosa var. corymbosa
Lineage: Eukaryota; Viridiplantae; Streptophyta; Magnoliopsida; Gentianales; Rubiaceae
Source: the annotation of a GenBank genome assembly
CAAACCUUCGUAAUCAAUCCUGAAAUCGCUGCAAUUCAAUAAUUGAAAACCGCCAAAUAAUAAAAGAAAAAAGAAACAACAAAUACUACAAACAAAUAUAUAUUAAAUAAUAAUUCGCUUGAAAUUUCCUGUUCUUUUUUUCACCCAGAAGAACAAUCUCUCUCCCAGAAGAACACCUUCCAUUUUAUUCUGAUUUGAAGCUAAAAACAGAAAACCCCCCCAAAAAAAAAAGGACGAAGAAGAAGGAGGAGGAGGAGGGUAUCCAAUUGAUACAAAAUUACGUGGAAAAGGGUAUUUCGGUUUUUCAAUUUUCAAUUGGAGAUCCCUUCUUCUUCUGCAGAAAUUUUUCACCAUUUCUUUUUGGGAUUUUUUUUGUUUGUAAAAAAACAGAGAGAACCCAAAAGGUCAAUUCCAUUACUGCAUUCAUCGGGCCACUGUCCUGUUGUUGAUGAUAAUAUUGCUAAAGGAGUUAGGAGAUUAAGGAGCUGUGAAUACUUCAUAUUUGGAUUUUAGUUUUAUUGGAAUUGGAAGAUGACGACUGGAAACAUCAAACCAACAAAAGAAAAGAAGUCUAGAAAGAGCAAACCAGUGGUUAAUGAGAAGUCUCCCUUGUUGCCCACCAAACAUGAGGAAGAUGCAGCCGGAUUUGAUGAAUUCAAUGGGGCUUCUUUCAGUGGGGCUGUUUUUAAUUUGUCAACCACUAUUGUUGGUGCUGGUAUAAUGGCCUUGCCAGCCACAAUGAAAGUGUUGGGGCUUAUUCCAGGAAUUGCUCUAAUCAUUUUUACGGCAUUCUUAACCGAUGCUUCAAUUGAGUUAUUACUCAGGUUUAGUCGAAGUUCAAAAUCAGUUUCGUAUGGAGGUCUUAUGGGGGAUACUUUCGGAAAGUAUGGUCGUAUGUUGCUGCAGAUAUGUGUUUUGGUCAACAAUGUAGGCGUGCUUAUUGUAUACAUGAUCAUCAUUGGUGAUGUGCUCUCUGGAACAACAUCAAGUGGUAUUCACCAUCCUGGUGUCCUGGAAGGAUGGUUUGGGGUACAUUGGUGGAAUGGAAGAACUUCAAUUCUCCUUAUCACUACUCUUGCCGUAUUUGCCCCGUUGGCAAGUUUAAAGCGCAUAGAUUCUUUGAAGUUCACAUCUGCAUUAUCCGUUGCAUUAGCUGUAGUCUUUCUGGUAAUCACAGUGGGAAUCACUGUAUUCAAGUUGUUCAGUGGAACUGUUUUGAUGCCUAGACUAUUUCCUGAUGUUCAUGAUCUGGCAUCAUUCUUCAAACUCUUCACUGUGGUGCCUGUUCUUGUCACUGCCUACAUCUGCCAUUACAAUGUUCACUCGAUUGACAAUGAACUUGAAGACAACACUCAGAUAAAAGCAGUUGUUCGGACAUCACUUACUCUUUGUUCAUCUGUAUAUGUGAUGACAAGUCUCUUUGGUUUCCUAUUAUUUGGCGAUGGAACACUCGACGAUGUACUUUCCAACUUCGAUUCAAAUCUUGGAAUUCCUUUUGGCUCUAUGCUGAAUGAUGCAGUCCGUAUAAGCUAUGCCGCUCACCUGAUGCUUGUAUUUCCUAUUGUUUUCUAUCCAUUACGGUUGAAUUUGGAUGGCCUUCUCUUUCCAUCUGCUAGGCCUUUGACUUCAGACAAUGCGAGAUUUGCUCUACUUAGCACCUCUCUUAUUGGUCUCAUCUUCCUCGGCGCAAAUUUCAUUCCCAGCAUCUGGGAUGCAUUCCAGUUCACCGGGGCUACUGCUGCAGUCUGCAUUGGAUUCAUCUUUCCUGCUGCAGUCACUCUAAGGUUAGUCAACUUAAUCUCAAAUCUAAUCUGCCAUCAAUUAUCUUUUUGUCACCUGAAAGAAAGUAGGUUUCAAUUUUCCCUGAAAUGAACCAGUUACUACAGGACAUCACUUUCUGCUUACUAUCAGUUCCUUAUAUUCUAUUAUCUGGAAAUGUUAGAAGGCAAAAUAUAACAUUAAUUGGAAGAGCAUGAGAAAUCCUUAAGAAGACACUUCCAUUUCUUUUCUUUUUUUUUUUUUGUGGGGG